UUCUACAUGUCGGGCAAUACCAAAACUCUCGUGAAUCUCUCACGCGGCAUCAACUCCGCAACCGCAAUCACGGACUGCCUUAUUGGAGGCUCAUUUACUUGGUAUCUGCGGAGAAGUUACACGGGAAUUCAGCGUAGUGAUUCCGUUCUGAACUGGUUAAUCUUGUUCUUUAUCGGAACGGGCUUGGCUACUGCCGUCAGCGCUAUAUUGACGCUCUUGUUGACUCUCGCUUAUCCCACUUCGCUAUACUCUGUUAUUUUCUACGUUAAUAUCACUCGCCUUUACAUGAACACACUGCUGGCUAUGCUGAACUUCAGGCCAAAGAUA
Molecule: messenger RNA, 327 nt
Organism: Fomitiporia mediterranea MF3/22
Lineage: Eukaryota; Fungi; Basidiomycota; Agaricomycetes; Hymenochaetales; Hymenochaetaceae
Exons: 2
Source: RefSeq, a predicted model, not a curated record